AUGUGUGACCAGGAGGCAAAACUCUCAACAGGGAAUAAGAAGGAAGAAGGGUACAUUCAACUCAAAGCCAUUGGAAAGGACAGCAGUGAGAAUCACUUCAAAGUGAAAAUGACAACACAUCUCAAGAAACUCAAAGAACAAAUUGUUGAUAAUCACAAUCCAAGAGAACUGGGAAUGGAGGAGGAAGAUGUGAGUGAAGUUUAUCAAGAACAACCAGGGGGUUAUUCAAUGGUUUAG
Myotis daubentonii (Daubenton's bat) is the source of this 237-nucleotide messenger RNA. RefSeq names its product small ubiquitin-related modifier 1-like. Lineage: Eukaryota; Metazoa; Chordata; Mammalia; Chiroptera; Vespertilionidae. The record is from RefSeq and is a predicted model, not a curated record.